Zalophus californianus (California sea lion) is the source of this 846-nucleotide messenger RNA. RefSeq names its product guanylate cyclase activator 1C (gene GUCA1C). The record is from RefSeq and is a predicted model, not a curated record. Gene Ontology annotation, molecular function: calcium ion binding; calcium sensitive guanylate cyclase activator activity. The coding region runs from base 1 to 624 and encodes 207 amino acids. The transcript is spliced from 5 exons. NCBI's taxonomy places the organism in Eukaryota, Metazoa, Chordata, Mammalia, Carnivora, Otariidae.
AUGGGAAAUAGCAAAUCCAUAGCUGGUGGUCAGACAGCAGUUCCUGCUAAAGAGACCUAUGUGUGGUACAGAAAAUUUAUGAGGGAAUAUCCAUCCGACCUGCAAACACUGCAUGAAUUUAAGACACUCUUGGGUCUGCAGGGUCUGAAUUCAAAGGCCAACCAACAUGUUGAUCAAGUCUAUAAUACCUUUGACAUGAACAAGGAUGGAUUUAUUGACUUUUUAGAGUUUAUUGCUGCUAUAAAUCUAGUUAUACGAGGAAAAAUGGAGCAAAAAUUAAAAUGGUAUUUUAAACUAUAUGAUGCUGAUGGAAAUGGUUCUACUGACAAAAAAGACUCUACUGAACAUCUUCUGCAAAUUUUUCUUGCUGUACAAGCCCUCAAUGGCCAGCAAACUCUGAGUCCUGAAGAAUUUACUAACUUGGUGUUUCAUAAGAUCGAUAUAAACAAUGAUGGAGAAUUGACUUUAGAAGAAUUUAUCAAUGGCACAGAAAAAGAUCAGGAUCUUCUGGAGAUUGUUUCCAAGAGCUUUGACUUUUCCAACGUACUGAAAGUAAUCUAUAAUGAGAAACAGUCAGACACAGAAGGGAGGCUUCCUUCAAACCACGUGAGAAGACUGAUCUAGGGAAGGGGGAAAUGAAGCAGCUGUGAGCCGUGAGAAUGCCUUUUCCGACUUCCAGUGGAUACAAGACUUUCAGUUGAGAAGAAAUGAAAUUCUCCCACGUACAUGCUAUUGAUUUCAAGUUUUUAUUAUAAUUGGUAUUGGCUUGUGAAUACAUCACUUAAGUCCCAUGGAGACUUCCAUAAAGAUUGCAGACAAAAGAAUUGUUGCUUUUCUGUCUAUAUA